This is a messenger RNA of Oryzias melastigma (Indian medaka), 5366 nucleotides long. RefSeq names its product vav 2 guanine nucleotide exchange factor (gene vav2). The record is from RefSeq and is a predicted model, not a curated record. Lineage: Eukaryota; Metazoa; Chordata; Actinopteri; Beloniformes; Adrianichthyidae. Gene Ontology annotation, cellular component: cytoplasm. Gene Ontology annotation, molecular function: guanyl-nucleotide exchange factor activity; protein binding. Gene Ontology annotation, biological process: intracellular signal transduction; cell migration; regulation of GTPase activity.
AGCAAAACAAAACACAAAGGAGGGAUCCUGCUAAACGCUUUUCGACCAAUAGAGGGCGCUCCCCCGAUGCUCAAUCUCCCAGCUCCAGACCAAACUACUCCCUGAAACUCCCAUUUCUUGGAGCGACUGUAGACACUUUAGUAAAGUGCGGACGCGCCGUUCCACUUCUAACUAGGUGGGAGAGAACCGGCAACUCCACAGCUCCUCAGUCGGUUCCGAACCUGAAGCGUGGAUGAGUGAAAGCCGGACAGAGCGGGGUUUGGACCGCGGAACAUCUCCGUGCACAAGGGAACCUCAGAGCGAGGAGGAGAACGGAAGAGGGGGGAACCCCUCACAACAGCUCCGCUCUGUGCAGCCGCGUGCGCACGGGCGCGAGGCAAAGUAGCGUUGACGUGACGUUUAGCGGGACAAACGUGGACUCGGAGGCGAGACGCCACGCCGGAGCGUGCUUUCUUCAAAGAAGGGACAUACGGUAUAGUGAGAGCGUUCUUAAGCGUUCUUAAUUCACAUUUCUCCCCUCGGAAAUAACUGGAACUUCUUGUUUUUGACGUUUCGCGGAGACGAAACUUGACAUGCAAAUGUUGUAGAAGACUCCGGGCUUUGUUCAGCUUCUUUUGGACCGCUUUCUCCCCAAACUGGUGUUGAUGUAAGUAGAGAAGCUCCGCUUCCAGCUGUCUCCAUCCAGUCUCCGUGGAUAGAAUUUGCUGGAAAAAAGUUUUGAGAAUGAAGAGAAGAAAAACGCUGUCUUGAAGCGGAGUCGUGUCUUUGCCGCGAGGACAACAGACAGAGCUGACAUGCGCGUGCGCGGGGCUCGCCGCAGCUGUUAACACGCAAAGUUGGGAACUUUGAUAGUGAAUGGUCAAGACUUCCGGUGAGACAUCGAGCGUAUUGCCCUGACCCGCAGCUUUCCACAGACCCGGGUUAACCUUCGAGGAGAUCCAGCCCCCCCAUCAGCCCUCCCCGGAGCAGAGAUGGAGGAGUGGAGACAGUGCGGGCGGUGGUUGAUAGACUGCAAGGUGCUGCCCCCCAACCACCGGGUCGUGUGGCCCUCAGCGGCCGUCUUUGACUUGGCACAGGCUCUGCGAGACGGGGUGCUGCUGUGCCAGAUGUUGCACAACCUCUCUCCCGGGUCAGUGGACCUGAAGGAGAUCAAUUUCAGACCCCAGAUGUCACAGUUUCUGUGUCUGAAAAACAUCCGGACCUUUCUGAAGGUGUGUCACGAUAAGUUUGGCCUAAGGAACAGUGAAUUAUUCGAUCCUUUUGACCUAUUUGAUGUCAGAGACUUUGGGAAGGUGAUCUCCGCUUUGUCGAGGAUCUCCCAUCACAGCAUAUCUCAAAACAAGGGCAUCAGGCCUUUCCCGUCUGAGGACACAGCUCUGAAUGAGGAUGAUGUGUACCGGAGCCUGGAGGAGCUGGCAGAUGAGCAUGACUUGGGUGAGGAUGACAUCUACGACUGUGUGCCGUGCGAGGACGAUGGCGACGACAUCUAUGAGGACAUCAUUAAGGUGGAAGUACGACAACCGAUGAUCAGAUAUAUGCAGAAAAUGGGAAUGACAGAGGAGGACAAGAGACACUGUUGCUUAGUUGAGAUCCAAGAGACGGAAGCCAAGUACUACAAGACUCUAGAAGACAUUGAGAAGAACUACAUGAUUCCACUGAAGCAAAUCUUAAGUCCGCUGGAAAUGGAGAAGAUUUUUGUCAACCUUGAGGAUAUUAUCAGAGUCCACUUUGGUCUCCUGCGAGCCAUUGACCUGACCAUGGUUAGUGGAGGAAGUGGCCUCGGAAAGAUCUUCAUCGACUUCAAGGAAAGGCUGUUGAUCUAUGGUCAGUACUGCAGCCACAUGGAGAACGCACAGAAGACACUGGAUGAGUUAACAGCAACACGGGAGGACAUCAAGAUUAAAGUAGAGGAAUGUACGCUGAAAGUGCAAGAAGGGAAGUUCAAGCUGCAGGACUUGUUGGUUGUUCCCAUGCAGAGGGUGCUAAAAUAUCACCUACUACUGAAGGAACUUCUGAGUCAUUCAACUGACCGACCUGAGAGACAACAGCUCAAAGAGGCUCUGGAGGCCAUGGAGGACUUGGCGAUGUAUAUAAAUGAAGUCAAAAGGGACAAUGAGACACUGAAGAAAAUCAGUGAAUUCCAAAAUUCUAUAGAAAAUCUUCAGCAGGUGAAACUGGAGGAGUACGGCAGGCCAAAGAUAGACGGAGAGCUGAAGGUGUCUUCUAUCAUCAAUAGAGCAAAACAGGACCGGUAUAUCUUCCUCUUUGACAAAGUAGUCAUUGUGUGCAAGAGGAAAGGCUAUAAUUAUGAGCUGAAGGAGAUUAUUGAACUGCAGUCGUACAAAAUGUCAGAUGACCUCAUGAACAACAGAGACAUGAAAAAGUCGAGUGGAAAAAUGUGGUCCUACGGCUUCUACCUGAUCCAUCUGCAAGGGAAGCAGGGCUUCCAGUUCUUCUGUAAAACGGAAGACAAUAAGAGGAUUUGGAUGGAGCAGUUUGAAAUGGCUAUGUCCAACAUAAAGCCGGAGAGAGCCACCGCCAAUCAGCACAACUUCCAAAUGUACACAUUUGAUAAGAACACCGACUGUCGAGCUUGCAAGAAGCUCUUGAGAGGCAUUUUCUAUCAGGGCUACUACUGCUCUCGCUGUGGAACCGGAGCUCACAAAGAGUGUCUGGAAGUGAUCACCAUCUGUAAAAUCAAUCCUCAUGAUUUGGAACCUGGAUUGUCACCAGGUCCAAAGAUGGUGGCAGUGAGGAACUACCAUGGCACAUCGCCUCCUCCAGGGAAGAUGCCGCUGUGCUUCCAAACAGGAGACAUUAUUGAGCUGCUCAAGGGAGAUCCAGACACCACGUGGUGGGAGGGAAGGCUCAUUCAAACACAAAAAAGUGGAUUUUUCCCCAGUUCUUGUGUAAAACCUUGCUUGGAUCCAAAGCCCUUUCAGUCAAUAUCCUUCAGACAGCCGUCAAGGGAAUCAGACUACUACGGAUAUCCUUGGUUUGCGGGAAACAUGGAGCGCCAGCAGGCAGACAACCUUUUAAAAUCCCACAGCAGCGGAACCUACCUUAUCAGAGAGAGGACAGCUGAGGCGGAGAGGUUUGCCAUCAGCAUCAAAUUCAACGACGAAGUAAAGCACAUCAAAGUCAUUGAAAAGGACAGCUGGAUUCACAUCACAGAGGCUAAAAAGUUUGAAAGUCUUCUGGAGCUGGUGGAAUAUUAUCAGUCGCACUCACUGAAAGAAAGCUUCAAACUGUUGGAUACUACGCUCCGCUACCCCUACAAGUCAAGAGAGCGCUCGCUAACACGGGCCAGCACACGCUCACCAGCAGCCACCUCCGCCUCCUACAACUUCUCCUUCCUCAGUCCACAAGGCCUCAACUUCUCCUCCUCUCAGAGCUCAGCUCCCUUUUGGUCAGUCUUCACUCCUCGGGUGGUCAGCACCGCCGUGGCCAGGUAUAACUUUGCUGCACGGGACAUGCGAGAACUGUCGCUGCGAGAAGGAGACAUCGUCAAAAUCUACAGCAAGAUUGGUGGAGACCAGGGCUGGUGGAAAGGGGAGGCCAACGGAAGAAAAAAAAAAAGAACACAAAGAAGGAAUUUUUUUGUUGCUCUUAUUGCUGGAUGCCCAUUUUUUCUGCGAGAAUUUUUUUCUCUGUCUUCAAUUAUGCAUCAGCUUUUGUUUUUGCAGGAUGUCCUGUUUUAUUUAUGUACAGGAAAGAAGAAAAAAAGUAUCUGCUGACCUUUCUGCGCUCUGUACAGACUUGGAGGAACCAAGGGCAGCACAGAAACAGACUGUUGAUAGCUUUACUUUGAAAAAGUCCCCCCUCUGAAGCAGGUCUGUGCAAGGUGAACUAAUUGUACAGUAUAGAUAAUUUAUUGAAUAGAGAUUAUUAUCAUUACUAAUGAUUAUUGCGGGGAAGUUGGUUUAAACAAAGACUUAGAUCAGACGGGCUAAGAGAAAGCCCUUUUCAUGUCCGGAGAUUUUGCCUUAGUUGUCAUGGUGAUGCCUUGUGGGCGGACACCAGUGGAGGGAAUCUAAUUUGUGGACUGGUUUUACUUCUUUCUGUAUGCAUGUGCAGUCCACACACACAUACAUGCACACACACACACACACUCCAAUGUACAGUACGGUGCCUUCGAAGAAUGGUUGUUGCUUACUGAACCUCAGCAUCCACACAAAGACAGCCCAUCCACACACAGAGGACUUCACUGAAGAAAGGAGGCACUGAUGAAACACUGUGGGGACAGCUCACUUCCUGAGACCUCCAACCACAUUCCUCCACACAACUGGAGACUGGAUGGGGACAGCCGGAGGGUCUUUUUUAAGCCAACAUCACAUAUUGGUGUCAAGUCUGUGGGAACGCUCAGUUCGAUGCAAAAGUGAGUUAUCGAGAUGUUCCAACUUUUAAACCAGUACGUGGCACACUUCUUUUUUUGGUUUUGUUUUGUUUCAUUGAUUUGUAGCUUUCUACACUGAAUCUGUGUCUGUAUAUGUUUGGAAUUUAAACCCAAUUUUCUUUUCAUUUGAAGCCAAAUUUUCAGCCAUGCGGCGCUGCAUGGAUCUGAAAACCUGUUCUGAUCUUGCCUUACUUGUUUUGUUUUUACAGAUAAUCAGGUGACUUGCUGUUUCAUUCGUUUUCUGUGUUAAGUUCAUUUUGGUUCAGCGCUGAAAGCAUUUUCUUCUUUUUUUAACUUAAAAGGAACCUUUCUGGGCUCUACCUUUUUGAGCUUUUAAACCGUUUUCAUUGAACUCUGGUGUUUUAUCCCUGCUGUGGUUAAAAACUUCACACUGCCGUUUACACCACAGUGUGUGCUGCCGACCGAAAGCAUAAAUCAGUCCGUUGGCUUUUUCAUUCCAAAAACUCUACAUGAAUAUUCAAUUUCAUUACCAACUCCCGGUAAUGUGGCCUUACCUCUAACAUUCAGAUUUACAUUUCCACCUUGAUACUGCUUUUCUGCAAAAAGGAUCCAUUCACUCAUGAAAGAAGAAGAUAAACUACUGUCACACGCCCCCUCCCAGAAGUAAAGUGCACACCCUGUCAGUUCCAGCAGGUUUAAGGCGACGGGUGACGCACAAGGUGCUGAUGAGUUUAGUUUCUAAACUUGUUGAGGUGUGCUGCUGCACCGGCAGAGUCCUGCCACUGUGUGUGGGGGGGGCACACAUGAUGCUUCCAUGUUGUCUGCGAUGGUGGUGGGGAUUUAGUCGCUUUUUUUAAUGUGGUGGACAAAAAACCCAUUGCAUGUGAUUAUUGAUAUGUCAAAUCCUGUCAGUUCAUCCUUGGAAAAAAUAUGUACUUGAUCGUGUACAUUUUUUUGAGUAUUUCCAAAUGAGGUCUAUCAUGAAAAUAAAUAUUUCUUUUUGAAUAAA